AUGGACAUCAUUAUUAAUAUUAUUAGGAACGCAGAGAAGAGUAGGAAAAAGAGACGAGCUAGAAUCGAGGCGUCAAAACCAGAAUGGGCUGGUGGUAUUACUCAAGAUGAGAUACUUGAUGAGAAAGCUGAGCAUAUGGCUAGAGUUAUGAAACAGAAUAUUACACGUGAAGGGAUGGAUGAUGUUGUUGAUGAAGAAUUACGACAAAAGCAGAGGAUGGAUGACCCUUUACAUAUGUUUGCACAUAAGUUGGAUCAUUAUACAUUCGAGGAUGGGGAUGAUGCUCAACAACAGCAAAAGAAGACAAAGACCAAAAGAUUCAACAUCAAACCAGGAUAUCGAUGGGAUGGGCUAGUAAGGGGUACUAACUAUGAACGUAGAUGGUUUGAAGAGAAGAAUACUGCUGAGUUCAAUGAGCGUGAAGCAUUUAGAUGGAUAGGUAUUGAUGAUGAUGGUAACUAG
This is a messenger RNA of Perkinsus marinus ATCC 50983, 462 nucleotides long. RefSeq lists its product as hypothetical. The transcript has 4 exons. The record is from RefSeq and is a predicted model, not a curated record. NCBI's taxonomy places the organism in Eukaryota, Perkinsozoa, Perkinsida, Perkinsidae. The coding region runs from base 1 to 462 and encodes 153 amino acids. Gene Ontology annotation, molecular function: RNA binding. Gene Ontology annotation, biological process: mRNA splicing, via spliceosome. Gene Ontology annotation, cellular component: RES complex; U2-type spliceosomal complex.